Molecule: messenger RNA, 3444 nt
Organism: Alosa sapidissima (American shad)
Lineage: Eukaryota; Metazoa; Chordata; Actinopteri; Clupeiformes; Clupeidae
Gene: fkbp15a
Product: FKBP prolyl isomerase family member 15a
Exons: 26
Coding region: 151-3006 (951 amino acids)
Cellular component (GO): growth cone
Molecular function (GO): peptidyl-prolyl cis-trans isomerase activity
Source: RefSeq, a predicted model, not a curated record
GAUGUUUCUGCCAAAACUGCGCAGAGUAUCAUUAUCGCGUGGAGGCUGUCGGACAGACACACUCACAUAGGACAGGAAAGCAGUCGGACAGGCAUCCACCACCAUAGGCUUGGUUUUGGCUGGACUUGGGGUAGCUGAAAGCUGGCUGCCAUGUCAGCGGUGUGGGACACUGACUAUCUCUGGAGAGAGGCACAAGGGGCGAAGCUGGCCUCUCUCUUUAGCCUGGACCAGGCUGAGAGUCAGGGCAACGAGUCCUUCCAGUUCACCGCCCCUAAGCAGCCAAAGAGGAACACUUCCACCUCCACUGCAGGUCCUCCCCCUCAGAAGCCAGCAACUCCUCCUCCAUCUGCCCCAGCAGUUCUGUUUGCCACUGCUGUCCACGCAUUCCGCUUUGUGAAUGGCCAGUACGUGAAGCAGGGCAAAGUUGGUGCUGCCGUCUUGGGUAACCAUGGAAAUAAAGAGUAUAAGAUCCUGAUCUAUGGUAGCCAGCAGAAACCGAUAACGACUGCCAGGAUCCAUCCUGGGUUUGUCCUAACCGUUCAGCCUGGGAAUUAUGCCACUUUCUACGAUGACCAGAGACAGAAUUGGUCAUUGAUGUUUGACUCUGUAAAAGUCAGCUCAGACUUCUGUAAAGAGGUAUGUUUGGCAAAGAGGAACAGUGACCCAUCUCAGGACAAGCUGGUGGUCCAGGACCUGGUCUUAGGCGAGGGACAGGCAGUGGACACUGGAGACACCCUGCAGAUUGUCUUCACAGGAUGGCUCCUUCACAACUACACCAUUGGAGAGACAUUCAAAUCCAACUCCACGACAGGUCAAGACCAGUUCCAUCGCGUGAAACUGGGGCCGGGCAAAGAACCCAAAGGUUGGGAGGGGGGCUUGCUGGGGAUGCAGAGAGGUGGCCGGCGACUCCUGGUCAUCCCACCUAGUAAAACCGCUGGACCCAAAGGCAUUCUAAACGAUGUACCUCCAUCCAAUACCCUGGUUCUGGAUGUAGAAAUCCAGCAGGUUCGGUUUUCUGUUGAAGGGGCAUCCGAAUGUCUGGACCAAGAAUCUCUGGAUUCUUCACCCUCUGCGUCUGUGGCUAGUUCUAGCUCUGAAGCAGCUCAGCCUGAACACAGGGACCAGCAAACCAAAUCCAAUUCUCCAAAUGAGAAACUGAAGAGCAAAGACUCCGCCAAGGCCAAACUGAUCUCCCGCAUGGCGAAGAUGGGCCAGCCCAUGCUGCCAUUUCUGCGCGGCGCCAUUCCAGCUCAGCCUGACGCCAGCGACUCUGACACUGAGGACAUGUGUGACUCUGGAAGAAGACAUCAUUCUACGCCUCCCACUACCCCUGGCUCCCCCUCACUACCCUCCUCCACCUCGGCGUCAGAAACACCUCCACCUGAACCAGUUUCAGCACCUUCCCAGCAAGUUGUUGCCCGACAACCUGAGACCAUGGCACAACCUGUGGAGCCCAUAUCAAUGCAAACGUUUAUGCCCUACCCUACUGUGCUGACGUCUUCUCAUAUUCAGCCCAUUGGGUUUCAUACUGUGGCUUACCAAGCUCCUGAUGUCUCGUCCUUAUUGAUGAGUGACGUGCGACAGUUCAGUACUGAGAUGCGGUUGGAUGUUGGAAAGGUGGCUGACAAAUUGGAACAGUUAAGUGCCAAGGUGGACAAGCUGCAGAAUCAGGAGAUUUCCUUUGGUGGACCUUCUGUAUCCAUGGAAACAACCAUGAUCAUGCACAGCAUCCAAAGAAUCAUUCAGGAGAACUCGGUGCUUAAGAAGGAGCUAUAUGAGAAAAGCACCCGGAUAGACGAGCAGAACCGCAAGAUCGGGGAGUUGAUGGAACAGAACCAAAGGUACGUACAUAAAAGCAGUCUGAUGCUGGAACAGAAUAGCAAUUCCCUUCAGCUCAGUGGUCAGCUGACCCAGACACGUCUCCUGAUGGCAGAACAGGACAAGGUUCGUCUGGUGGAGGAGCUGUCUGCCUCCUCUGCCCUGGUGUGCCAGCUGCAGCAAGAGACCUCGAGCCUCCAGCAGAGGGCAGCAGAGCUCCAGGCCAAACUCAACGCAUCUCUUCAGAGCACCAAGCACCAGACCACUCAAAUCUCCUCCCUGGAGGAAGCAGUGGAAGAAUUGAAAGCCAGCAGGGAACAGACUCACACUCAGUGGCGUGGAGAGAAACAGAAAUGCAGAGAGCUGCAGCUCCAAGUCAACAACAUGGAGGAGGAGCUAGAAGACCUCAAAACAGACAAGCAAACCCUAGACCAGGUGCUGUCGGACAGGAAGAGGAAGUGGCAGGCGGAGCGGGGGCGGCUGCUGGCGGAACUGGAGGAGACGCGUCAAAACAGCCAGCAAGAGAGUGACCAGCUCCGGGCCCAGCUCAGGAGAACCAGAAGCGCUCCGCAGAACUGCAGCACAGAGCAGGUCCAGGCUGAGCUGGAGGUGGCGUGGCAGCGGCGGUGUGACGCGUCUCUGGCCUCGGCACGGGAGGUGCACCAGCGCGCUCUGUCUGAGCUGAUGGAGCAGAGGGACAUGAUGGAGGAAACCGUGUCCCAGCUGCACGACCAGAUAUCUGAGGUCCAAAGAAGAGCGAGAUCAGAGAAAAAGAAUCUAGAGAUUCGAUUGGCUGAGUUAGAGCAGAAGCUGUUUGAACAGACCAAUGAGGAGGCAACUGCCACACAGCUUAAGCAGGUGAUGAACAGGGUGUUCCACUCACUGAAAGAGGAGUUUGACCUGCAGCAGACCUACACUGGAAGCACCAUCCUAAAGCUUGCUUUCAAGACCAUCAAGAGUGUUACACUGCACUUCCUAGCUGACCUGAAUGACAUCCCAGCAGAGGCAGAUGAUGAAAGAGAGGAAGGGGAUGAAGAGGAGGAGGAGGAAGGUGAAGCAUGCCCUGGAGAGUCACUGCAGGACAGAAAGACAGAUGGACAGGUGGUGAGACCGGAGAAGGCUAAAAAAGCCGAUGUGGGGGAGAUAAAUUCAGCAAACACAAAUGUGCAAGCAGAGAAGUCCAAUUAGGAGACUACUGAGGGCUACCGAGGGCUCCCCCAAUGGGGUGCUAGAGUCUCAGGAAUCCUCAAGCUCCGGGGAGGUGCACUUGGACACCCAGACAACCCCAGCAGAGGAGUCCUCUCCCUCUGCCCAAACACAACACGGAGCUCAUUAACAGGAUAAUCAGUGGUAAGCAAUUAUGAACGUUAGGUGACCCUAAAACACUUCAUCAAAAACUUGGUCACCAUUUAUUUGGAGGUCAUGAGAAAUUCCUCCAGAGGAUGAGGAAUAACUGUAUUAAAAUAGCUAUUAUGAAACAGACCAGCAACCUUUUUUUUAAUUUUAGGAAUCAGAACCUAUAAAAAAAACUAAAUAGAAUCUAUGAUGAAUUAAAUGUAAAUUAAUAUGUAACCUCAGGGCAAUUUUUUUUUUUUUUUACUAAACUAACUUGUCAUUGUAAAUGUU